Messenger RNA from Asterias rubens (European starfish), 2231 nucleotides. RefSeq names its product cytochrome P450 1A1-like. The record is from RefSeq and is a predicted model, not a curated record. NCBI's taxonomy places the organism in Eukaryota, Metazoa, Echinodermata, Asteroidea, Forcipulatida, Asteriidae. Bases 273 to 1883 code for a protein of 536 amino acids. Gene Ontology annotation, molecular function: iron ion binding; oxidoreductase activity, acting on paired donors, with incorporation or reduction of molecular oxygen; monooxygenase activity. The transcript has a single exon.
GCGUGCCUAGCUCCAUGGGCUAAUCACGGCAUUGCUCUACAUGCCUCUACAUAGCGUGCGUGGAUCUUCAAUGUGUAGGGGUCAAAGCACUGAGUGAUGGAGUGUGUUGGAUCAAUAGAGAUUGUAAAUACUAUAUAAAGGGCUCGGUUGAUCACUGGUUUUUUUCAUAACUGACUUGGGACUGGAGUUGCAACUUAUAUACCAGAUCAGUCAAUCGGUCACUAUAUUUGAAAUUUUCUACUUUUGAGUUUUUGAAGAAAAGCGAUUCAGAGAUGUUGCUUGCUACCGGACAGGCAGCUAUGGCACGCCUUGUGCCACAGUUUCAUACUUCUAUCAACUCGGCGACGAUCAUCCUCACAAUUCUCAUCCUCAUCAUUCUGAUCAUGGAGGAGUGUAGACGUCUCGUCAUCCGUCGUGGGGCCCCCAAGGGUGUCAGCAAGGCGCUCCCCGGCCCGUGGGGUGUGCCUGUACUCGGUAACAUCCUCCAGCUUGGUUCCGCUCCCCACGAGACCUUUAUGAAGAUGGCUGACAAGUACGGAGACGUGUUCCAGAUCCACAUCGGCAGUCGACCCGUGGUGGUGCUGAACGGUUACGACACCAUCCGACAGGCGCUGGUCAAGCAAGGCGUCGACUUCGCCGGCCGGCCUGACCUGACGUCCACCCGGUGUAUGAACACCAUCCUCGGUAGCACUCUGGCCUUCACGAGUUACAGCGAGGGAUGGAAGAUGCACCGUAAGAUCACCGAGUCGUCCGUACGGCACUUCACCUCGGGCAGGCAGCUCAGCUCAGUAGGGGCACGCAUCAGCAAAGAAGCACAAGCUCUGAUCGAUGUAUGGACUGUCCACUUCAACAAAGACAAUAAGGGUAAAGACACUAAGAAUGGACCCUUUGACAUACUGAAGCUAUCUGUGAGUAACGUCAUGUACUCGUACAUGUUCAGCAAGAGCCACUCACUGGACGAUCAGAAACUUCUGGACUUUGUUGCGAUGAGUGACAAUUUCUCCAAAGCCAUCGGCACGGGCAACCCGGCGGAUUUCAUGCCUUGGAUGAAGCCCUUCUCCAAGAAGAUUUUCGACAACUUCGAGAAGAUGAUGUACGACUACAAGAGUUGGUUCGGCGCGGACAUUACAAAGCACACCAAGGAGUACAAAUCCGAGUCCGAGUCGAACAUUCUGGAUUAUCUGAUCACCAUGAAUCGCCGGAUGGACCCCGAGGACAAGGAGCGUCUCCACCUCACAGAGGAGACGAUCGUAAACACCGUGUACGACGUCUUUGGAGCUGGAUUUGAGACGGUAUCCGCACUCCUCCAGUGGACUAUCGCGAUCAUGAUCAUGUACCCAGACGUCCAACGCGAGAUACAGAAGGAACUUGAUGAAGUAGUCGGGAGAGACCGUGUUCCUUGUGCGUCGGAUCGCAAGCAGUUGCCAAUCACCGAGUCCUGCUUGCUCGAGAUCAUCCGGAUCUCAUCCGUGGUUCCGAUGACCAUCCCCCACAGCACCACCAGAGACACGGAACUUAACGGUUACUUCAUUCCAAAGGACACGGUGGUAUUCGUUAACCUUCACUCGUUGAACUACGACAAGAAGACAUGGGACAAUCCGGGCGAGUUUCGCCCCCGUCGGUUCCUCCGUGAAGACGGCACCUCACUCGACCCUACCAAGACCAUCUCCGUGAUGCCGUUCGGGGCGGGUAAGCGCCGAUGUAUCGGGUCUGAACUGGCUCGAUUAGAGUUCUUUCUGUAUUCCUCUACCCUCUUGCAACAAUGUACAUUCGAAGCUAAUGGGGAUAAACCAUCAUUGAAGUCAAGCCCUGGUCUGGUGCAGAAACCAAGCCCAUUCAGCAUGACCGUAAGCAAACGGGAACUAAACAUCCCAACACCUUGAGACAAAAAUAUGAACUAUCAAAACAGAGUACUGGGGUUGUAAUUGUAUAAUUCAAUCUUGAAUGUAUAUGCACUUUGUGUACUAAUUGAUGAAGUUGCACUGACCGUUAUACGCAGUGGAUAAGUUUGAAGAAUUAAGACGGGUUUGUAAAUGGUCUUUCGUUGAAGACUUUCUGAUCGAUGUUGUACAUUGAUUUGAUUAACUGAUUGACUGAUCAACUAUUAUUAAUUAUUAUUAUGAUUGAUUUAGCAACAAUUGUCUACAGUUUUUCUUCGUUUGAAAGUUCAAAACAAGAAGAAAAGGUAUAUGAAAAGGCAUGUAUGCUUCGUUUUUUAAAUGUCAAGGGCA